This is a messenger RNA of Musa acuminata AAA Group (dessert banana), 1236 nucleotides long. Its product is annotated as E3 ubiquitin-protein ligase GW2-like. The transcript has 8 exons. Lineage: Eukaryota; Viridiplantae; Streptophyta; Magnoliopsida; Zingiberales; Musaceae. The coding region runs from base 142 to 1098 and encodes 318 amino acids. The record is from RefSeq and is a predicted model, not a curated record. Gene Ontology annotation, cellular component: cytoplasm.
UUGCUUGCGACGUCCGUUUCUUGCCAUACCCUGCUUGAUUUAAAAGUUUCCUCCUUCCCACUCCCUCCUACUGCUACUCCUCCUCUCCCCUUGCGCCAUCCCAAGCCCUAGUCCCUUGAUGAGAGGGAGAGGCGGGCGGGGAUGGGGAACCGGAUCAGCGGCUCCCGUCGGAGGCCGGUGGAGGAGCGCCUCACCCGGCCGCAGCGCAUCCUUCGGCAACCCACCGAUCUGGACUACAAGAAGCUCCGCAAGCUCAUUCUCGCCCGCAAGCUCGCCCCCUGCUUCGACGCCCUCGACGAGCUCCCCCACCACCCCCGCGACCUCGAGGAGUGCCCCAUUUGCUUCUUCUACUAUCCCAGCCUGAAUCGAUCCCGGUGUUGCUCGAAAGGCAUUUGCACUGAGUGUUUUCUGCAGAUGAAGCCUUCCGAUGCGAGUCGUCCCGUUCAAUGCCCAUUCUGCAAGACUUCCUGGUAUGCAGUUGAGUAUCGUGGUGCUAGAACUGAGGGAGAGAAGGACCUAGAACGAGCUGAAGAGCAAAAGGUCACUGAAGCAAAACUUAGGAUGCAACAUGAAUAUGAAAUUGUUGGGCAAGUUAUACCAUCAGGUGCGCAGAAUAUUAGGGAAAUGUCUGAACGAGGGGCCUCUCUGAUGCAAGGAAAUGACCUGGAUGGUCCUUUCCGGACUUGCAAUAACAGGAAUGAAAAUCUAAGUGUAAACCUUGAAGAAGUCAUGGUCAUGGAAGCUAUAUGGGACUCUCUUCACGUGAUUGAUUCCAGAUUACAGAAAAGUGCUGCAAAUCAAAUUUCUGGAUCUAGCAAUAUGGUUGGAUUCGGAAAUGCAGAACAUGAAAUUGUUGAUGCAACUUGUUUACAAUCAUCUGGCGAAGUAUCUUCAACAGAUACAAUGCCUGUGGAAGCUGCAGUUGGUAUUUCAAGAUUACCUGAUCAAAAUCUCUUGCAGGCACAGCAUCCUGAGCCAGAUUGUGAAAGUCAGGCCAAGUUGAAGCCACAUGGAAGUUCAGCUGAAGAAUCAAAUGUAAGGGUAUCACUGGUUGAAUGUUUGGCUACAUCUUUCGAUUCAGACGAAGAGCAUACUUGAUACCUGUAAUCGUGUCUCUAGUUGUUUAAGCAAUUGGAUUUACAUAUCAAUUUACCAUGAGGAGCCUUUUUCUUGGAUGAUAGUACAAGUAUUCAUAACUGAUCUUUUUCUUGGCACUCAUGUCUCUCAUAGAUAUAU